AUGGCAUGUCUCGGAUACCCUAGGAUCCGGAUGUACUGGGCAGCGAAGACGAGGGUCCCGGUUAUAGCCAAUUCAAUGAGUCGAGACCAAUUCUUCAAGAUUAGACAGUCCAUCAAAGUCAUCAACGAUCUUGAUGUCUCUGAAGAGGAGAAAAAGAAUGAUGCCCUCUGGAAGGUGAGACCUCUCUUAAAAAGAGUGCAACAAGGCUGCCUCAAUCUGCCGAGACCAGGGAAGGCCUGUGUAGAUGAGCAGAUGAUUCCCUUCACAGGCCGGUGUCCUGUACGACAGUUUGUGCCAGGGAAACCAAAUCCCACUGGACUGAAAGCAUUUGUGCUUGCCAGUCCCAAUGGUCUGGUGCUGGAUUUUGAAGUUUACAAGGGCCGGAAUACGUUCACUGACCAGCAGCUGGGAAUCGGAGGGAAUGCAGUUGCUCGGAUCGCACAGUCUCUUCCAAGAGGAACACACCUGUACUUUGACAGGUAUUUCACCUCAGUCAAAGUACUGGAUAUGCUGAAAGCAAAUGGUCUCCUGGGAACAGGGACCAUUAUGAAAAACAGAAUCCCUGCACAGUGCAAGUCAAAGAUGUCAGAUGACAAAAAGCUACAAAAACAAGGAACAGGCACAUCCGAAAUGGUUGUCCAAAAACCAUCAGAGGUUGCAGUGACGAAGUGGCAGGACAAUAAGGCAGUUCUGAUGGCCUCCAGUGUCCACGGGAUAGAGCCCCAAGACAACUGCAUGAGAUGGUCAGGGAAAGAGAAGCGCCAUGUUCCUGUGCCUAGACCCGCUGUUGUGGCUGAGUAUAACAAAAACAUGGGUGGGGUUGAUUUGUGCGACCGCAUGAUCAGCUUUUACCCGAUGUCAAGCCGCACAAGAAAAUGGACCAUCCAGACCGUCCUGCAUGUCUUCGACCUGGCUGCCACAAACAGCUGGAUUGAGUACAGGUCAGACCACCAGGUCUCUGGGAGACCAGAGAAGGAGAGGCUGCAAUAUUUUGACUUCAAGCUGCUGCUGGCUGAAGAAAUGAUUGCUCAGGCACAGGGUGGUCGAGGGCAACGGGUUGACGAGGUGGCCAGUGAUGAUGAUGAGAUGAGCACUGACGAUGAAGAGUACUUUCCAACAAAGAAGAGGAGGCCUGUUGAACCACAGCCCAAUGAUGAUGUCAAAAAAUACGGGGCACUCCAUUUGCCAAAGAUGGUGGAGGCAGCACAUUCGUCACGGUGCAGGAGAGAAGGAUGCAGUGGGAAACCAUUUGUCAAGUGUAUCAAAUGUAACAUGUUUUUGUGUAUUUCAAAGACAAAAAACUGCUUCCUGUUAUACCAUGAUGUGUGA
Messenger RNA from Epinephelus moara (kelp grouper), 1329 nucleotides. RefSeq names its product piggyBac transposable element-derived protein 3-like. The record is from RefSeq and is a predicted model, not a curated record. The transcript has a single exon. Bases 1 to 1329 code for a protein of 442 amino acids. NCBI's taxonomy places the organism in Eukaryota, Metazoa, Chordata, Actinopteri, Perciformes, Serranidae.